Durio zibethinus is the source of this 2678-nucleotide messenger RNA. Lineage: Eukaryota; Viridiplantae; Streptophyta; Magnoliopsida; Malvales; Malvaceae. The record is from RefSeq and is a predicted model, not a curated record.
UCACAUUUGCUUUUCAAUCAAAAAGAUGAACAACGGAAAGAGUUCUACUUUCUGCCAUAGGUUUCAUUUCUUCAAUUCAAUAGAAUCAAAAUAAGCUUGCCCUCUAUUUGUGUAUUCGUCAAGAACUCCUUCCACUUCUUAUGAUGGUCCCAUAUGGAUAUAUGCCUGGUUCCUUGUUAACCUCCACCAUCAAAGUUAUUGUUGAUAUUUUAUGAAUUUUGUCCUAUUGUAAUCGUUCAACCCGGAAAAAGUGAACGGCAAACUGCUCUAAUUAUAAUUGAAGAAAUCAAGUAAAACGCACCUUAACAUUAAGUUAGAAAAAAAAGAAAGUGAAAAGAGAGAAAGCUAAUUAUGCAACGUGACAAUUUUUUGAUGAUUUGACCCGAAGAAAUGAGCGAGAACCGUCCGUAAUUACCGUUGUUUCUCCCGUUUUGAUUUAAAAGCUAUAGGCGGUUAAUCUUCACGUAUCCAGUAUUAUUGAAAAAGAGAGAAAGAAGGAAAAAGAUGAGUUCCUAUACGUUAGCCGAUGCCGAUAAACCUCAUGCUGUAUGUAUUCCAUAUCCAGCUCAAGGUCACAUAAACCCAAUGCUGAAGCUAGCAAAGCUCCUUCACCAUUAUGGCUUUUACGUAACCUUCGUAAACACCGAGUACAACCAUAAACGCCUUCUCAGAUCCAGAGGCCCAAAUUCACUUGAUGGUUUGCCAGAUAUUUGCUUUAAAACCAUCCCGGAUGGCCUCCCACCUUCCGAUGCUGAUACCACCCAAGACAUUCCUUCUCUAUGCGUCUCCGUUUCAGAGAAUUGCUUAGGACCUUUCCGUGAUCUCCUUCACAAGCUCAAUGGCUCUGCAUCUUCAAAUGUCCCGCAAGUGACCUGUAUUGUCUCAGAUACUGGCAUGGGAUUCGCUGCUGAAGUAGCAAGAGAAUUUGGCAUUCCUAACGUAGGUUUUUGUCCCUCCAGUGCUUGCUCAGGUCUUUGCUAUGCCUUGCUUCCACGUUUGGUUGAAGAAGGGGUAACACCUGUAACAGGUAUAAAAUAUAUGGUGCUCUCUACUCAAUCAAAUCAAAGUUCAAUGGUUGAAUACGUGGUUUUAUGUAAAAGGAAUGACAUAUUGUUGUUUAGAAUGUUUCGAUUUCAUUGCUCACAGUCACGGUUCUUGACACGAUUUACUUUAAUUUGUUUGGAAAUUGCAGAUGGAAGUGGGAUAACAAAGGAAUAUUUAGAUAAAGUUAUAGAUUGGAUUCCUGGGGGAAAAAAAAUCCGUUUUAGGGAUCUUCCAAGCUACGUUAGAACUACAGACCCGAAUGACCGGAUGCUUAGUUUUCUCCUCAGGGAACUCCGGGGCGUCGAUAAAGCUUCGGCUAUUGUUUUCAACACAUUUGACUCUUUGGAACAGGACGUUUUGGAAGCUCUCUCGGCCAUUUUUCCUCCCAUUUAUACCAUUGGUCCUCUUCACCUGCUUGUUGAUCAGAUCAGAGAUGAUGAAUUGAAAUUUAUUGCUUCAAAUUUGUGGACUGAACAAACUGAAUGUAUCAAUUGGCUCGAUUCAAAAGAACCAAACUCUGUGGUGUACGUAAAUUUUGGCAGCGUCGCAGUAAUUACACCUGACCAACUGAUUGAAUUUGCUUGGGGUUUAGCUAAUAGCAAACAGCAGUUUUUGUGGAUAAUCAGGCCUGACCUUGUCAUUGGUGAGGCCGCCAUUUUGCCACUUGAAUUUGUCUCCGAAACUCAAGGUAGAGGCAUAUUAGCGGGCUGGUGUCCACAAGAGCAAGUCCUCAAGCACCCUUCAAUAGGAGGUUUCUUAUCGCACAUGGGAUGGAAUUCUACCAUUGAAAGCAUAUCUAGUGGUGUGCCAAUGGUGUGUAGGCCAUUUCUUGCAGAUCAGCAAACAAACUGCCGGUUUGCUUGCGUGGAGUGGGGUAUUGGCAUGGAAAUUGACGACCAUGCUAAAAGAGAUCAAGUGGAGAUACUUGUGAAGGAGUUAAUGGAGGGAGAAAAGGCUGUGGAAUUGAAAGCAAAGGCCAUGGAAUGGAAGAAGAAUGCUCAGGAAGCUGUCAAGCCUGGUGGUUCUUCUUACCAUCACUUGGAUGAACUGUUAGUGGAUUUUCUUCUAUCAGAAAAGCAUAUAAAUCAGUUGAAGAUAAAGAAGAACGAGAAUUAAAAAUCAUUGCCAGGACGUUUCUAUUUUAAGAGUCGAAGCUCAAAUUGCCAGGGCCAUGUCUACUAUUUCUCAAGUGAGUGUUGUCAUCCUUCUGAUAAGACGGAUGGUUUACAAAUAAAAUGUGAUACAUCCAUGCUAGGUUGAUGGUUUUCAGAUAGCAAGAAAGAAAUAGACUUGAUUAUGCCUUUGAGAAGCUAUAGAAGUUAGAGAAGCUUAUAAAAUGGUAACUGGAAAGGGAUAGGAUCAAGUUAGGAUUAAGUUACUCAAGUGAUAUUGUUUACCAGGUGCUCAAAGAUGGCAUGCAGCUCUAUAAAAAGGGAAACCGCAGCCAUAACCAAUGAUAUUGAAAUCUGUCUUUCAAACGUUGAACAUAUAUCAUGUAACAGAAGAAACAUAAUUGACUUAGAACUGUCGGAAGGAAGGCCCUAAGAGACGUUUUCACAAACGUUUAGCAUGCAAACUCAAUAAAUUUUCUUGAAACAUAAUAACCCAAGCUUCAAUGAACCACCAAAAUCACA